Messenger RNA from Acromyrmex echinatior (Panamanian leafcutter ant), 1933 nucleotides. It is a transcript of the gene DopEcR, whose product is annotated as G-protein coupled receptor DopEcR. Gene Ontology annotation, cellular component: plasma membrane. Lineage: Eukaryota; Metazoa; Arthropoda; Insecta; Hymenoptera; Formicidae. The record is from RefSeq and is a predicted model, not a curated record. Gene Ontology annotation, biological process: G protein-coupled receptor signaling pathway; cellular response to hormone stimulus. Gene Ontology annotation, molecular function: G protein-coupled receptor activity; peptide binding.
CUGUCAGUAGUGGUAGAAGCCCCGGUUGGGGUCGAGUGAGAGUGCGAAUAUAAGCGCGUGUUCAUAGCAGUGUGCUUUCGCGAAUGUCUCUCGAGUGCAUCUCUCAAUAGAGCGAGAAAAAUAUAUAAGACCUUAAAACGCCGUCACAUAGAAAAAUAACAACGACGAAGACGACGACAGAUGUAGAGGACGCAUUAUCAGCGUCUUGAUUGUCUUGAUCGCUUUCGAUUUGGCCGGGUUUGCAGAGAAAAGUGGCGCGAGAGGGUGGACGGGAGUAUAGGAGACUGUGAGAGAGGCACCGGCAAGAGCUACUGGUGCACACAAUCAGGAUGCGACUGAGGAGUGAUACAGUUACAUCGAUUGUAUAUCAAGAUCCUCGAAGACCUAACAGUAUCGAGGACUCAUUUGCCUAAGAACUUUAAACAUUCCUUUCUAAGAGUGCGGAGUAGCCUUAGAAACGAAGAAAACAAACGUGCAAUAGCUGAAAGUGCAAGCUACCUAGGAAGGUCCAGUACCUGACAGCGGAAAGAUCGCGAAAAGGGUGAAGGGUACAAGCAUUUAAGGGUGGGUGGGGGGGAUGCAGCUCGAAAAGGCGGCGGUAUGGAGGAGCACUCGUUGGAGGCUCUCAUGCAGGCGGGCCUUAUUUUCGUGGUCGCCGUCGCCAUCAUCAUUUCGAAUCUUCUCAUUAUCGUCACCUACCUCAACUUCCGCGGUCCCUCCGAGGUGAUAAACUACUAUUUACUAUCACUCGCCUCGGCAGAUCUUCUGUGUGGUGUGUUAGUGGUACCGCUCUCAGUGUAUCCAGCAUUGGUUCGAAGAUGGGUCUACGGAGAUAUCGUGUGCCGACUCGUCGGUUACUUGGAAGUCACGCUUUGGGCGGUAUCAGUAUAUACCUUCAUGUGGAUCUCCGUGGAUCGUUAUCUGGCCAUCAGAAAACCACUCAGAUACGAGACAGUACAGACAAAAACCCGAUGUCAAUGCUGGAUGGUCUUCACAUGGAUCAGCGUGGCGAUGAUGUGCUGCCCGCCCUUACUCGGUUUCAACAAACCGAUUUUCGACCGCGAGGCCUUCAUCUGUAUGCUCGAUUGGGGCAAUAUGGCCGCAUAUACCAUCACGUUGUCCAUCCUCGUGUUGGGACCGUCAGUCAUCACCAUCGUCUAUACAUACUUCUACAUAUUCUCCAUGAUGAGGCGAUUGAAGUCCGGCGUUCUAAUCCACGACAAGGAGUAUGCUACUGCGUUAUCGGAAAAUCUGAGCAACCCGAGUCACAUCAUGUCUUUUGUCCUAGUAAUGGCUUUCUGGAUAUCAUGGGCACCAUAUGCCGGAUUAAGGAUAUACGCAGUCGUUAACGGACCUCCUCAGGUGCCGUUUUUACACUUUGCCGUGGUGUGGUUGGGAGUCACAAACAGCUUUUGGAAAGCGGUUGUGCUGAGCACACUAAGCCCCCAGUUCCGGUUGGCCGUGCGAGUGCUCUGUCUCACCAUAUGCUGUCGGCAUAGGCGACUUCCGCCGGAACUUCUCGGCCUCGACGACGAUGACUAACGUCACAUCGACUACGUCUGCAAGCAGGGACGCUUAUUUUGCGUUCUGUUCUAUCCGCGACGCGUUCUUAAGAAGUCGUUUUCACAUUUAUUCAAGGAUCGUCCUCGCAUCUUGGCACCACUCGCAAGAGACAGCUCCUUAAAAUUUCGCGCUCUGAUACAGGAAUAAAUAAAGAUGCAGUUCAUAAAUAUAUUGGUAUUGAUUCUUAAUUUACAUAAAAUGAAAGAUUUAAAUAGAAAUAAAAAGUGUAUAUUUAGUGAUAAAUUAACAAUUAUGUGGGAUAUUGACAGAGACUUUGAAAUAUGGAAGCAAAUUUGUAAACAUAUUAAAUUUUUUGAACUUUUAAGUGGAAAAUAAAGCAUAGAGUUCUAAUUUUUUAGUUUAAUUAUGU